GCCCAUGACAUGCGACUUCAAACCCGGGACAGCCGCCGCAGCUGGGAAAAAGAUUUCUGCUCUCAGAUUCUUGUUCCUAUCAUCACCCAUCUUGACGAGAAACUGCAGAAUGCCUUAAAAUUUUUGAUGGAAGACGAGAGAUUUGGGAGGGAUCCUCUGGUUCGUGAACUUAACGAGUUUGAUGAACAGGUGGAAGACUUGUCUCAGGGCGUCUGGCCUAUGUCCCGAUCUCUUUGGAAGUACAGACAGACUGUUACUGUAGAGGGCUUGAGUAGUUGUUUUCAAAGAGAAGUCCUUUCUAGUGGCGAACAGGAAUACAAAGUGUUGAACGCUUUUCUUAAACAGGAACACAAGUUACGCUUCGUUCGGUUUUUACCCGAUGUUGUUCGUCUCCAGCGUCUAUUGAUGGACAGAUUCCACCGUCGAAUUGACAAAACAGAAGCCGAAGACUAUACCAUCGGGGAUUUUCUCAAGCGCCUUCCUAAAGCCUAUGAUCCUGAGAUGGACCUGCUCCCCGUCAUCCUGGCACAUUGUAACUACUCUCUAGAGGUGGGACAGGAGACUUUAGUCCACUAUGAUUGGGCGGCUAUGGAGAGACCGUUGAUUGACAGGUUGUUAAGAGGAAGGCCUUUUGUCGAGUUUAAGUGCCGAGAUGACGCCGUGUUUUCCUCCCUCGCUGGAAAAAUUCCUCAAGAUCCUAUUUCCCGCUUCAUCGAGAGUCAGAUUAUUUUAGAUCUGCGGUCUUCAUUGUCUGAUGUCUGUGAUGUUAUGUCGUCACUGGAUAUUGCCAUUGGUUUUCUUGCCACAUCGGGGGGCCAGUCGGAGAAGCUUUUAAAAUGGUACUUACAUGAAGUUCUUAAGCUACCCAAAGAUCGAGGUCUUAAGAGUCCAACAGCAGAGCAACACUGCAACUUAUCCCAUACCUUGGCACUGUGGCGGCUUAUGGCUCUCGAGAGAGCAAAAAUCAAGUCAAGGAACAGACAGGAGCCUUUUGAGCAAUUGUCUGACGCUUUCAAGAAAAAGCUUACAUCACAAGAACAGGCCAGCCUAAGUGGUGUGUUGCAAGAAAUCGCCAUGGACAUAUUUCUGCCGCAGCUCCUGCAGAUUAUUCUUCUCAAUGUCCCAAAAGAUGGUGAAAAGAUUGCGACGAUGAGGUAAGACGGUCUAUUCCAAAUGUUCCAAUCUUUAAUUCGUAUUCGUUGGAACAGAAGGUUCUAACUAUGAACACGUUACUCCAUCUUGUUGUAAAUGUUUCUCUAAAUUUCCCCUUUUUAUUUAAAGUUCCUUUCGUAUUUUGUAAGCGAGCUGCUGGUUCAAGUCCAUCUUUGAUUUCUUUCAGCACUUGGAAUUUAAAAAGUGAAUUGGAAACUAUAAAAAUGAAGAUGGUUAAUUUUAAGCCUGGUAUUUAAGUAAAAGAGGAUGUUAUUCAGGGAGUGACACAGGCAUGCUCAAAGAUAAAAAU
Molecule: messenger RNA, 1462 nt
Organism: Stylophora pistillata
Lineage: Eukaryota; Metazoa; Cnidaria; Anthozoa; Scleractinia; Pocilloporidae
Product: E3 ubiquitin-protein ligase rnf213-alpha
Molecular function (GO): ATP hydrolysis activity; ubiquitin-protein transferase activity; ATP binding
Source: RefSeq, a predicted model, not a curated record